ACGGGCAUGAUUUGAAAAGGAAAGAAGAACGGCGAGGAGGAACUCGGUCAACUCACUCUGGCCUGGAGAUAUCUACAGGCGCACGAGAUGAUCUCAUCCGUCGCAAUUCCAAAGGAAAAUUCAGUAUAGGCUGCUAUAUAUGUUUCUUGAAUCGGGGCCCAAGCAUCACCGCCUCUUUCUGCCACCACUACACCGCUCUGCAAGUGUUAGUGCGUGGAUAACUCUUGGUUUUACGAGUCGGUCAAAUGCUGCAGUGCCUCUCUCUCAAGUUACCGUCCGCAGCUUCAACGUCGCAACCAAACUUACCGGCUACAACCAUCGAGUUCCACCAAUAUAAUGAUCCUCCGCCUUCUCAAGGUGGAACCUCGACGGAUGGGACGCCGGUGUCGAGCACUUUGCAAUCCCCCACUGUUAACCUCACUCGUGAAUACACCCUCGCCGUUGAAUCUAAUUCCUACAACGAGAUAUGGUCCAAGAUUCAAAUAUCUAGUCCUCAGGAAUUUGACGGAGAACAAAUUGAGUUUCAUUCUAACAAUGACGAUGAGGCGGCUCGCCAGUUACUUUUGGCACAGGUUCUUCACCCGAACCGUGAAUGUGUGGAGGAGGCUCUCCGCGACGCCGUGCCCAACACUCUUACUCGCCUGGUCUCUAACUACUUUGAUCACAGUGAAAACACUACCCACCUCUGCCUUCGCCUCCACCGAAGUGUAUAUCGUGCCCGUGCUCUGUAUGAUCCUUUCCUUAAGCUCCUUGACGUCCUUCCCCAAGACUCAGAUUGCCUUACUGAAUCCCAAUGCAAUUACGCCUACGAGAUUUUUCUCGAAUUUGAUCGUUGUGACAAUCCAUUCCCUUGCCCGGAUUCACAUAACUUCCAAGAUAUACGCCACAGCUUUUCGCAACUCAGGCAACAACUAGAUGACCGGCUGCGCAAGUCCCGCUCUAGAGUCAGCCUAGUUCGCCGAGCCACUGCUGCCUCUGCCCUUUGCAUCAUCGGUUCUGCUGUGACUGUUACUUUUGCUGCUGUGGCGAUAGCAACUCAUUCCCUUAUUGCCAUUGUCGCCUGCCCCUUUUGCACUGUCUUAAACCUUCCGAGAAAACUCACCAAGAAAGAACUUGAACAUGUCAAGCAACUUGAUGCUGCAGCCAGGGGAACUUACGUACUAAAUAAUGAUCUUGAUACCAUCGAUCGCCUUGUUGCUCGUCUUCACGAUUCUGUUGAAUGUGAUAAGCAUCUUAUUCAGCUGGGACUUGAAAGGGGAAAUGGCAAGCAUCCCAUUUCAGAGGUAUUGAAACACCUUCAAAAAAACCAUCUUAAUUUUAUAGACCAGCUUAAAGAUCUUGAGGAACAUAUAUGCCUCUGCUUUAAUGCUGUUAACAAGGCAAGAUCUCUUCUCCUGCGAGAGAUCCAUGUUUAUCAGAAUUCUAAUUCCUAACAAGUAACCAAUUGAUUCUAGCUUUGGAUUUCAUAUACUUGCCAUAUUCCAUUUGUAUAAACUCAUCCUUGUACACCCUAACUGGGAGGGAAGCCUUUGCUUCCAUUUUUAAACAAUGGAUGCUUAGGGAGCCAUAGCAUUUGUACACCUUAACAUAUUCUGCCAGUUUUGGAAUAAAUCAUUCGCAGGAAAAGAAUUUUAUUUAUUUUUU
Messenger RNA from Manihot esculenta (cassava), 1644 nucleotides. Its product is annotated as UPF0496 protein At3g19330. Bases 246 to 1433 code for a protein of 395 amino acids. The transcript has 2 exons. The record is from RefSeq and is a predicted model, not a curated record. Lineage: Eukaryota; Viridiplantae; Streptophyta; Magnoliopsida; Malpighiales; Euphorbiaceae.